CUUCAACAAAUAUGGGCUUUUUGCCUAUAUAGGCCUGUUUGAUUUCGGGCCUAAGCCCAUUUUCAUCCUAAAAUCUUCUUAUACCCUACUCGCCCUAAACCCUAAUUCUUUUCAGCGGUCUCUCAAAACCCUAUAAAUCUUUUCUCUUGAAUCUUCCGCACUCACAAUCCGUGCUGUUUGAGAGCUAUCCGCUAUCAUCAUGACUGCAGAAGCUGUGAACCCCAAAGCAUACCCGUUGGCGGAUAGCCAACUCACCAUGACCAUUCUCGAUUUGGUUCAGCAAGCUGCCAAUUACAAGCAGCUAAAAAAGGGUGCUAAUGAAGCAACUAAGACUCUGAACAGAGGGAUUUCUGAAUUCGUUGUGAUGGCUGCUGAUACUGAGCCCCUUGAGAUUCUUCUUCAUCUUCCACUUCUUGCUGAAGAUAAGAAUGUGCCGUACGUGUUUGUUCCAUCCAAGCAAGCUCUUGGUCGGGCGUGUGGAGUUACCAGACCAGUGAUUGCCUGUUCCGUGACGAGCAAUGAGGGAAGCCAGUUGAAAUCUCAAAUACAGCAACUGAAGGACGCCAUUGAGAAGCUCCUGAUCUGAUUGUGUAAAGCCUUAUCCAGCAUGAUGGGCCUCUGGAGCAACUCUGAGGCUUUGACUGAGUGAGUUUGGGAUCGUCUCGCCGUCGUUUUGCUUAUCUCUUGGACCUGUCUGUACCUUAUUCAUACUAGUUUAUGUACAAUUGUCACAUGAGAACUUGUUUUUAAUUACU
Molecule: messenger RNA, 755 nt
Organism: Salvia miltiorrhiza (redroot sage)
Lineage: Eukaryota; Viridiplantae; Streptophyta; Magnoliopsida; Lamiales; Lamiaceae
Exons: 5
Coding region: 200-586 (128 amino acids)
Biological process (GO): mRNA splicing, via spliceosome; maturation of SSU-rRNA; ribosome biogenesis
Cellular component (GO): U4/U6 x U5 tri-snRNP complex; nucleolus; precatalytic spliceosome
Molecular function (GO): RNA binding
Source: RefSeq, a predicted model, not a curated record